This is a messenger RNA of Brienomyrus brachyistius, 1773 nucleotides long. It is a transcript of the gene septin6, whose product is annotated as septin 6. The transcript is spliced from 10 exons. Gene Ontology annotation, molecular function: molecular adaptor activity; GTPase activity; GTP binding. Gene Ontology annotation, biological process: cilium assembly; cytoskeleton-dependent cytokinesis. Gene Ontology annotation, cellular component: septin complex; microtubule cytoskeleton; septin ring. The record is from RefSeq and is a predicted model, not a curated record. NCBI's taxonomy places the organism in Eukaryota, Metazoa, Chordata, Actinopteri, Osteoglossiformes, Mormyridae. Bases 113 to 1432 code for a protein of 439 amino acids.
UCAGGUGCACUGCCUCCCCCUCAAGUGCGGCGCAGUGGUGCGCUCCCCGCCGCGCUCUUCUCCUCCCUCUAGCAGGCGGAGGUGCCGUUUCCUCUCCCGGCUCUGGAGCAGUAUGUCCACCGCGGAGGUUGCUCGGCAAGCGCCAGAUGGGGCUCGCUCCGUCCCUCUCUCUGGCCAUGUGGGCUUUGACAGCAUGCCCGACCAGCUGGUCAACAAGUCCGUGGGCCAGGGGUUCUGCUUCAACAUACUGUGUGUGGGCGAGACCGGCGUGGGGAAGUCCACGCUCAUGGAUACCCUCUUCAAUACCAAGUUUGAGGGGGACCCCACCAAGCACAGCCAGCCCAGUGUGCAGCUGAGAUCCAGCACCUACGAGCUGCAGGAGAGCAAUGUCCGUCUCAAGCUGACUGUGGUCAACACCGUGGGCUUUGGUGACCAGAUCAACAAGGAGGACAGUUAUAAACCCAUCGUGGAUUUCAUCGACGAGCAGUUCGAGGCCUACCUGCAGGAGGAGCUGAAGAUCAAACGGACGCUACACUGCUAUCACGACACUCGCAUCCACACUUGCCUCUACUUCAUCGCCCCCACCGGACACUCGCUUAAGUCCCUGGACCUGGUCACCAUGAAGAAGCUGGACAGCAAGGUGAACAUUAUCCCUGUCAUUGCCAAGUCGGAUGCCAUCACCAAGACCGAACUUGCCAAGUUCAAGAUCAAAAUCUCCAGUGAGCUGGUCAGCAACGGCGUCCAGAUCUAUCAGUUCCCCAUCGACGAUGAGACAGUGGCUGAGAUCAACUCCGCAAUGAACGGUCACCUGCCAUUUGCUGUGGUGGGAAGUACAGAGGAGUUGAAGAUCGGGAACAAGAUGAUGAAGGCAAGGCAGUAUCCCUGGGGAACGGUACAGGUGGAGAACGAGAGCCACUGCGACUUCGUGAAGCUGCGGGAGAUGCUGAUUCGCGUGAACAUGGAGGACCUGCGGGAGCAGACGCACGCCCGCCACUAUGAGCUGUACCGCCGCUGCAAGCUGGAGGAGAUGGGCUUCAAGGACACGGACCCCGACAGCAAGCCUUUCAGCCUCCAGGAGACCUACGAAGCCAAGAGGAACGAGUUCAUGGGUGAACUUCAGAGGAAGGAGGAGGAGAUGAGGCAGAUGUUUGUUCUCCGAGUCAAGGAGAAGGAGGCUGAGCUAAAGGAGGCAGAGAAGGAGCUGCAUGAGAAGUUUGACCGGCUGAAGAAGCUGCAUCAGGAAGAGAAGAAGAAGGUGGAGGACAGGAAGAAGCAGCUCGACGACGAUCUGAACCUCUUCAAGCAGAAGAAGACGGCCAUGGAGCUGCUGCAGUCCCAGGGCCAGCAGGCUGGGGGCAGCACCACGCUCAAGAAGGAUAAGGAGAGGAAAAACCUUCCAGCCCGGCCUCUUUUCACACACCUCUGCAGCUGAAGACUGACACCCCACAGUCCGCAGGGCUUUUCGUUCAUUUAACCACUUUCCCAUCACGUUGGGAGCACGUCAGCGACCGGAAUGCUGCUGUGUCUCUUCUAAUCUCUUCUUCCAGAACGGACUGAAGGCUCUUAUAUGCUUAUUUUCUCUUCCUGUGCCCCAGUGAUGUAAUGCAGCUUGCAGCCUAUUGGGAGACACCAUGAACCUUUAAAACAUUCUCAUGCGCUUCAAGUGCAUAAUAAGAUCUUUACUGUUACAUCGCUUAGGAUUAUAUACUGACUGUUUCUGAAAAGAAAUGACCUUCCUAAUGCGACCGAGUGAGCUGUGAGACGUGUCACAUG